This is a messenger RNA of Spinacia oleracea (spinach), 714 nucleotides long. RefSeq lists its product as uncharacterized. The record is from RefSeq and is a predicted model, not a curated record. Lineage: Eukaryota; Viridiplantae; Streptophyta; Magnoliopsida; Caryophyllales; Amaranthaceae. The transcript has a single exon. The coding region runs from base 1 to 714 and encodes 237 amino acids.
AUGGAUAACCAAAACCAAGAAACAAACCGAAAGAGGAAGAAUGUCAAUGUCGCAAGCAGUAGUAGAAACCCAGGAGAACAACAACAUGAUGAUAAUGAUGAUCAUCACUUGGAUCUUUCUCUCGCCCUUCCUGCACACAAUAACCCCACUACUGCCAACCCCAACCCCAACCCCAACCCCCCUGCCGCUGAUCCAGCCUCUCCAGUCCGCCGCCGCCGCCGCCGCAACGCUGAAGCGAAGAGCGAAACAGUCCCACCCCCGUACCCAUGGGCAACGGACCGACGUGCCACAGUCCAUUCCAUGACUUACUUAGUCGCUAAUGGGAUAAACACAAUCUCCGGUGAAGUGAGAUGCACAAAGUGUGGGGAAGUUAACACCCUAAACUUUAACCUCCAGGAGAAGUUUCUAGCAGUUCGUAAUUUCAUCCAGAGGGAGGAAUACGAUAUGCACAACCGCGCGCCGGAAAGGUGGAAGCAUCCUAGAAUGGUUGCGUGUGGUUCCUGCGCCGAAGUUAUUUGUUGUAAGCCUGUUAUUGCGGAGAAGAAGAGGUCUGUUAAUUGGUUGUUCUUGUUUUUGGGUGAAUUUAUUGGUUGUUGUACUUUGGCACAACUUAAGUAUUUCUGUAAGCAUACUAAGGUUCAUCGUACUGGUGCUAAAGAUCGCUUGAUUUACUCCACUUAUUUCGAGUUAUGCAAGCAACUUAACUCGGUCUAA